CAGUCUGUCUACUGGCCAGCAUGAGUGUCCAUUUGGGGGGCUGUCAGAUCCCUGUGGCAUUGUACUCCAGUUGUCCACCACCCCCAACAUCUGGUACUGGCUGUCCGCACAGUGGGGGCGCUCAUCUCACGUUUGCUGGGAGGAGGUGGCUGGGCUGUGGGUGGAGGUCUAUGGGAGGGAGGGAUGGCUGCUUGGAGAUGUGCAGGGUUUCUUUCCUGUCACAGCCACAUGGCAUGUACCGCAUGCUGACCUGGAUGGAGGCCCCAAGGCCUCUGUGUGUACAGAGCUGCUGUGGUUUUCAGAGAAGUUCCCUGGAUUAUGUGCUAGCAGGGGCAUGCUCUUGCUUGUGCCCUGUCACCAAGUAGGUGGUCUAGGCCAGCCCAUCUGGGUCACUCUGCCCCUUUCCGUGGCUCAGAGAUGCCCCCUCUAAAUAUAGCCCAGGGAAGUGAGCUCAGACCUAUUUUAAGACCAGGUUGGGAGGCAGCCAGGCCUUUCCCAGGAUCCUAAAGGAGCCACUGCUGUCUUUGUCCAGUUCUGCUACUGGGCCCCUGACUAUACCUAUCAACUGCCAUGCCUGAGGAGACCCAAGAAGGUAGGAGAGGGUAGCCACGGGGGAGGACAGGGUUCUAUGGCCCUAUGGCUCAUGGAGAGACCUCACGGCCUUGAGUAGUCUUUUCAUAGCUCUGUUCUAGGGACCAAUGCCCAUGCACAAAGAAUGGACCUGCCAUACCUAGAAUUCCUCCCUUUUUCAGGUCCUGACGCAGUUUUCCUUGCUAUGGGCUAGGGGGAGGGAUCCCAGUGGGUCAACUCUACCCAAGUGGGUGUGGGCAUCUGGGCAGCUGCCAAGCAGUUCAGCUCUUCCUUCAGCAAAGACGCUACGAUUGGGGGGCAAAGUGGUUCCAGGAAGCAUUUCAACAUCUGGCCCAAGGACUGGGAAGUAGACAGGCCUCUGGCCUGUCCUAACCAGAGAAACGCCCUGUCCUCUACCAAGGGGGAAUGUGUACCUUUUAUGGGGAGGGGGUGGUGACGGCAAUGACUGAACUGUAACAUCUACCAUGUGUUUUUGUCUGUAGCAAAUAAAAUAUGUUCACAUAUAAGGCAUGGGAGAAGCAGUGAAGUGAGAGGGUAUUUAAUGUGACCUCGCUUCAUCAGCCAGGCUUAAGGACUGACGGCAUCUGCUUUGGUUUGACUUGCUCAAGAGCAUGUCAAGGUGCAGCUUCAAGCAAUUAGAGGGCCCAGAGCCAUCCUUACCCAGUGCCCCUGCACACUGUUACCUAUCCCUCUGCAGGCACCUGGGGCUCCUGUGGAACCAGAACAUCCAAUAGAAGGCCUUGGAGGUGCACACUUGGGAGGCAGAGGCAGGAGGAUCUCUGUGAGAUCAAGACACGGCGUUGCCAAUGCAGGACCAGAGGAGCAGGGGAACACUAGUUCCUAACCAUGUGCAGGAGGUGCGUCUACACAGAGUGGAGUCCAUCAGUGACCUGCACAGUGGAGGUUCACUACGGCCCUAUCUGGCUGAAGAGGCACAGACGUGGCAAGGGCUUCUGGGUGUCUUGCAGCCAUCACUGUGCACCCAAGCUGGUUGCAGCCCCAUGUGUGGCCAUGGGGGGUUUCUACUGCUAUUGGCACUGCUGGUAUUCACCUGCCUGGCACUAGCUAUCCUGGCUGUCUACCUAAGUGUGCUGCAGAGUGAAUCCCUGAGGGUCUUGGCACACACACUGCGCACUCAAGAGGAGACUCUGCUCAAAUUGCGCCUGGCUAGCCUCAGCCAGCUAAGGAGACUCAACUCCAGCGAAGCUCAGGCACCCAGCUGAGAUGCCAUUUGUGAGACGCACGGCGCAAGGGGGAUAAAGGGACCUUUGGCAGUUCUCUGCUCUCCCGUUGGUGAGAUUUUUAUACAAGAGCCUGAUGUGACUCAACAGCUGUCUGUCUCUCUUGACCUCUUCAGGCUAGGCCUGACUAAGCCUUCUGGUGCCAAGGCCCUGCUUUGGAUAGCCAAAGGUCAGAGGAUGGGGCACCAGCCUCCUCCUGGCUCCUUCUAUGGCCUGUCAGCACCCUCUGGCUACCCCCAGAUAGGAGAUUCAGAAGUCUAGAAAUAGCUGUCCCUGCUUAGCCACCCACUCUGCCAGGUCUCCUAGUGGGGGGUCCGGUCUCAGCUCUCAGACAAGCUAGGCUGAGUUGGGGGUGGGGGACCACAUUGGCAGAGACUGCCUUGGAGGACAAAGGUGAAACAGAUCUAGCUGGGGCCAAGCCUAGGGUGGUAGAGGGAAGUCAAGCAAAAAACUCAGGAUAAACGUCAUGGGGAAUAAGUACUGUUUAAUUCUCUCUUAUUUUUAAAAACCAGCACACGCAUCCAUUCUAGGCAGCUUUGCCUACCCCAUGCCAUGGUGGACAUGUGCCAGACCCCCAAAGGAAGUGACCCUAGGGGGCAAAGUCUAAAAAAGUAAAGGGACAGUCCUUCCUCACCUGCCCCUCAGCUCUGGGACCAGCACACAUUUGGUUUCACCUGAGACAGGAUGAGGCCAUAGCCACAGGGCUGAGUGCAGACACAAAGGGCAGAGUCUUAAGUGUCCCGAUCCCGUGCCCACCCCCCACUUGUCUAUUUUUGGUUUCAUCAUUGAAAAAAAAAUAAAGUGACAAUUGCUGGCGGGA
This is a messenger RNA of Mesocricetus auratus (golden hamster), 2652 nucleotides long. RefSeq names its product leucine rich single-pass membrane protein 2 (gene Lsmem2). Lineage: Eukaryota; Metazoa; Chordata; Mammalia; Rodentia; Cricetidae. The transcript is spliced from 4 exons. The record is from RefSeq and is a predicted model, not a curated record. The coding region runs from base 1398 to 1814 and encodes 138 amino acids.